AUGCUCAUCGGCAUCACUGGCCCAAUCUGCUCCGGCAAACAUACGACAGCAGAAUAUCUGGUUCAACAUCAUGGAUUUCUACGCCUACAUCUGCCGACACCGUCUCAACUACAGCCCGCCAUAGCUCAGCAUCUAUCAACUACAAAUGGCAAGGACACCAACUCGAGACACGAACCUUUUGCACAUCUACUCCCCAGCGUCACGGAUCAAAAGGGCACGAGAGGCCUCACCUUUCCUGACGUCGAGGGCCUACUGGAAUUCGUCACGAAACGGUGGCGAGAACAUUGGGUUUUGACGGACAUUUACGACGAAGCCACACUGGAACUUUUGCUCAGACGACCAUUCUUCAUGCUACUCAAUGUCGAAGCGCCUGUGGGAGUGAGGUACCAACGAUUCAGCGAACGUUGCCAUCACCGAAGACUUGAACCUCUUCCCUUGUCCGACUUUAUACACUACAACGAUCUCCACCUAUACGGGACUCAAGCUCACCAUGGUUCUGCCGCCGAAACUUCCUCAUCGUCAGGAUUCACUUCGGGAAUAAUCCACCUCACUUCCCGUUCUCAUUUACACAUUGUCAACAUUCACUCCAGUGUCAGGAGUUACUCUACUUUUCUUUCGACGCUCGACCUACCAUCUCCUGACCGUCUUCGUCCUACAUGGGACGCAUACUUCAUGACCUUGGCCCACCUCGCGUCCCGGCGGUCCAACUGCAUGAAGCGCCGCGUGGGUUGUGUGCUGGUCCACAACUCCCGCAUCAUCUCGACGGGUUACAACGGAACGCCUCGCAAUCUGAGAAACUGCAACGAAGGUGGUUGCGCUCGGUGCAACUCGGCCUCGACGGGGGGUUCGGCUCUGUCGACCUGUCUGUGUCUUCACGCCGAAGAAAAUGCCCUUCUCGAGGCAGGCCGCGAGCGCAUCCGGGAAGGGUGUAUCCUGUACUGCGACACUUGCCCUUGUCUCACUUGCAGCGUCAAGAUCGCCCAGGUCGGUGUCAAGGAGGUCGUCUACAGCCAAACUUACAACAUGGACGAAGCCAGCCGGAAAAUUCUGAACGAGGCCGGUGUCGGGUUGAGACAGUUUGUCCCUCCGCAGAGCGGCCUGGUGGGCUUCAAUUUUGUACCGGACGACGACGAGAUUGACGGUGGUGAUGAUAACAAGGAUGGGAUGGAAAUGGUGCUUAGAAACGGGACCUCGAGAAGAAGCCCAAAAAAUUGA
This is a messenger RNA of Exophiala oligosperma, 1215 nucleotides long. RefSeq lists its product as uncharacterized. Bases 1 to 1215 code for a protein of 404 amino acids. Gene Ontology annotation, molecular function: hydrolase activity; zinc ion binding. Lineage: Eukaryota; Fungi; Ascomycota; Eurotiomycetes; Chaetothyriales; Herpotrichiellaceae. The transcript has 3 exons. The record is from RefSeq and is a predicted model, not a curated record.